AGCUGUCCUUGGUGCUGCUCUUUCAGAUGGAGACUGCAGUAUUCUGCUGAGUAGCGGUGAGCCAGCAUUUGCUCGCUCUGCCUCUCGUCGUCAGCCGGCUGAGAAGGCUGCUGCGAGUCCUGGCAGAGGAAACUACAGCGCCCACAAGCCUAGAGACCGAUCCUAGACUGUCCCCAGGCCUGAAGCAGACUCCCGUGGAACCCUGGGAGUCGCAGUCCUCACUAACCAGCUGGUGUUGGAGGCAAGGAGAGAGAUAGAGCAAGAGAGGGUGACAUGCCUUGACAACAGUCAGAGAGAGAGAGAGAGAGAGAGAGAGAGAGAGAGAGAGAGAAAGUAACUGCUGAGUCAUGUCUGCCGGCCUGGAAGAUACAGACAAUGUGUUUGACCUGAACGAGGCAAUCCCAGAGACCGAGCUGCUGGAUAACAGCAUUCAGAAAGGCCGAGCCCAGCUGUCCGUCAAAGCCCGGAGACAUCGCCCUUCCCGGUCCCGUUACCGUGACAGCGUGAGCUCAACGGAGGGGGACGACAGCCUCGAGAGAAAGGACAGCCCGUUACACUCUGCCCGUUCACCUCUCCAGCUAGCCAUACGAGGCAACUCCCCCUCUCCUGAUUCGCUGCUUUCCGUUCGAAGCCCCGCCUUCUCCUUUGACACAUCACUGGGGCGUCGCUCUCCAGAGGAUGAAAGAGAGUCAUUGGCUGGUCCUCCACGGGGGCGGUACCACCAGCUGACCAAUGCCACAUCUCAGGAGGCUCUGGUGACCCCCAGCAGCUCGCCCUCCAGGUCCUGCCCCUCCCCCGACUGCUCUCGCGUGUACAUGAGGAGAAGCAGGAGGCCCGACAGCGAAGUGUUGGUUUCUGAUUCAAGUCGGGAUACUAGUCCAGCUGAUUCGGGCAGUCCGACGGUCGUCUUUGACAAGAAAACAAAGAGACGCUUUUUAGACCUGGGGGUGACUCUCAGGCGUUCAUAUAUUAGGGUGAGGAAAGACAAAUCCAACAGGCUCUCUGUGGGAAGCAGAGAGCCGUCCGAGAGUCCAUCUCGUUCGUCAGGAUCCUUUGUACCGUUCUCCUGGUUCACUGAAGGACGGGGGUCACUAUCCUCCUCUGGGACUCCCCCGUGCUCCCCGAAAACCACCCCGCUGAGCUCCCCGAGACCCCGCAAGUCUCACUCUCAGGAGUCGGCUCUCAGUGAGGAAUUUUCUCCUCCUCAAACAUCCUCCUCCACCUCUCCUCCUGUUGACUCUUCUUCCAGAUCCUCCCAUCCAUACCACACCCUGUCCCAGUCAUCUGAUGAGCCCUUGGAUGAGCCGUCCUGUCCGGUGUCUUUGUGGACAACUCAGCAGGUCUGUCAGUGGUUGAAAGGACAUAACAUGGAGCAAUACGUCCCAGAAUUCAGUGCAAAAGACAUCGACGGUCGGGAGCUGCUGCAGUUGGACGGGGCCAAGCUGAAGGGUCUGGGCGUGCUCAGUUCAACUGAUCGCAGUGCUCUAAAGCGCCGCAUCAAAGAAAUUCUAAGUGCAGUUGACAAGGAAAGAAAAGCUCUGGACAAGAUGGAGAAACAGAAAGAAAAACAGCGAAGGAAAGACCAGGAACAGCACAGGAUCUGACCCCAACCGUCAGGGGGAGCCACCAGAGGGAAACCCCCCCCCCCGAGUUGCAGGGGAGAGGAAAGCCAUGGGGAAGGAGACAGGAGAACCAAGGGGAGACAGCCAGAUGCGAGGACAACUAGGGGGUAGGACAGAAGAGGAAGGAGACGCAAAACAAUUGACGGAGACAGCAAAGAAGGAGAAGAGAGGACAGGUACUUGAGGACAGCAAGUUGAGACAGCCAGGUAGGAGGACAACCAGGGGGAGUAAAAUGACAACAAUGGAAAGAGGGGAAACAGCCAGGGGCAGACACAGGGCAACCUGGGGGAGGAAACAAGAAAUCCAGGGUGAGGACCACCAGAAGGAGACACAUGACAGCAGUGGGGGAGGAGAGCAGACCACUCUUUUAUGGUGAAAUAUUUCAUGGCUAUAAAACGUAUGUUUGUGUAUUUUCACAGCUGAGGUUUUCAAAUGCUAAUAAUAACAUAUUUUAUGUCCUUUCUUUGCUUCCAUUAAAAGUACCAUGACACAUUGUCAGUUUGAUCUGUGAUGUGGUGAGCAGGUUUUGCCUGAAGCCCGCCUACUAUGAAGGCUCUACCCCCCCCCCCCCCAUGGUCACGCCCACAACGAGCUGUGACCAACUUUCUGUAUUUUUCGAAUAAAUGAAAGUGGAGCAAAA
This is a messenger RNA of Labrus mixtus (cuckoo wrasse), 2262 nucleotides long. It is a transcript of the gene samd14, whose product is annotated as sterile alpha motif domain containing 14. NCBI's taxonomy places the organism in Eukaryota, Metazoa, Chordata, Actinopteri, Labriformes, Labridae. Gene Ontology annotation, cellular component: postsynaptic density; actin cytoskeleton; dendrite. The record is from RefSeq and is a predicted model, not a curated record. Gene Ontology annotation, biological process: neuron projection development; calcium-mediated signaling; actin filament organization. The transcript has 11 exons. The coding region runs from base 348 to 1604 and encodes 418 amino acids. Gene Ontology annotation, molecular function: actin filament binding.